Medicago truncatula (barrel medic) is the source of this 838-nucleotide messenger RNA. RefSeq lists its product as uncharacterized. Gene Ontology annotation, molecular function: structural constituent of ribosome; small ribosomal subunit rRNA binding. Gene Ontology annotation, biological process: translation. The transcript is spliced from 3 exons. Gene Ontology annotation, cellular component: ribosome. The coding region runs from base 192 to 629 and encodes 145 amino acids. NCBI's taxonomy places the organism in Eukaryota, Viridiplantae, Streptophyta, Magnoliopsida, Fabales, Fabaceae. The record is from RefSeq and is a predicted model, not a curated record.
GGGCGGUCGAAUCGACUUUGACAAGACCGGUUCAGUCUGCAAAAUUAUACGCUUCUCUCUCUUCACAGUUCCACACAGAGAAAAAACACUCGCAUCCUCUCCCCCUUGCGGCCGCGCGUGCUCUUCACAUUCUGUCGCCGUCUCUUGUGCUGCUUCCAAACCCAUAGAUAGAGGUUGGAGGAAGUUAAAAGAUGCCUCCUUAUGAUUGCAUGCUUCUAUUCAAGCCAAAUGUGAAAAAAGAAGCCCUUAUCAGUUUAGUUGCGAGGAUCGGAAAACAUGUGUGUAAAAGAAAUGGGGUUGUCACCGAGGUUAAGAGUUUCGGAACGGUUCAGUUGGGAUAUGGCGUGAAAAAGCGUGAUGGCAGAUUUUACCAGGGCCAAAUGAUGCAAGUAAGCAUGAUGGCUACUCCCGAAAUCAACAAAGAGCUGCAUUACCUAAAUAAGGAAGAUAAACUACUGCGCUGGCUUCUGGUUAAGCAGCGUGACACAAAGUUUGGGCUUGAGUUCAUGAGCGAUGAAGGUGGAUUGGAGCCAAGCAAAUUCUCUCAAAUAAAUAAACUUGAUGAUGAGGAUGAUGAUGAGAAUGAAGAUGAUGAAGAAUAUGAAGUGAACGAAGAAGAAACAAAGUGAACUAAAACCAUUCUGCCUCGUAUUUUGUUUGUUUCCAUUAGGAGAGGAUAAAACCAUUCUGCGUUGUAUUCGUAGGUGCCAAACAUAUGCUUAUUGAUAGUACUAUGCUACAUGACAAUCAGACAUGAUUGGUGGCCUUCAAGAUGUUGAUUAGUAAACUGCAUGUUGUCUCUUGAUUUAAUGUGGUCUUUGAACACUUUUGCACUUGA